UGGGAGAAUGGCCGCUCUGAACAUGCUGUGGACAGGGCUGGCCCUGCUGGGGAUCCUGGGGGUCCUGCAGAUUCCAACCCAGGCCCAGGCCGCCCUGCAGCCCAACUUCCAAGAGGACAAGUUCCUGGGGCUCUGGUUCACCUCGGGCCUCGCCUCCAACUCGAGCUGGUUUCUGGAGAAGAAGACAGCGCUGUCCAUGUGCAAGUCGGUGGUGACCCCCGCGGCGGACGGUGGCCUCAGCCUCACGUCUACCUUCCUCAGGAAAGACCAGUGUGAGACCCGGACUCUGCUGCUGCGUCCUGCAGGCCCCCCAGGCUGCUACAGCUAUACCAGUCCCCACUGGAGCAGCAACCACGAGGUGUCGGUGGUGGAGACGGACUACAAGGCCUACGCCCUGCUCUACACCGAGAGCUUCCGAGGCCCCGGCCAGGACUUUAGCAUGGCCACGCUUUACAGCCGCACCCAGGUCCCCAAAGCUGAGAUCAAGGAGAAAUUCACCACUUUCGCCAAGGCCCAGGGCUUCACAGAGGAUGGCAUUGUCUUCCUGCCACAGACUGACAAGUGCAUGGAGGAGGACCCCUAGGUGACCCCAGCCCUCAGGACCUGGCCAUGCUGCCCUGCUCGGCCUUUUCCUUCAACACCCC
This is a messenger RNA of Lipotes vexillifer (Yangtze River dolphin), 644 nucleotides long. It is a transcript of the gene PTGDS, whose product is annotated as prostaglandin D2 synthase. Gene Ontology annotation, molecular function: small molecule binding. The transcript has 7 exons. The coding region runs from base 8 to 583 and encodes 191 amino acids. The record is from RefSeq and is a predicted model, not a curated record. Lineage: Eukaryota; Metazoa; Chordata; Mammalia; Artiodactyla; Lipotidae.